This is a messenger RNA of Toxorhynchites rutilus septentrionalis, 1756 nucleotides long. It is a transcript of the gene Nop56, whose product is annotated as nucleolar protein 56. Gene Ontology annotation, molecular function: snoRNA binding. NCBI's taxonomy places the organism in Eukaryota, Metazoa, Arthropoda, Insecta, Diptera, Culicidae. Gene Ontology annotation, cellular component: small-subunit processome; box C/D methylation guide snoRNP complex. Bases 153 to 1658 code for a protein of 501 amino acids. The record is from RefSeq and is a predicted model, not a curated record. The transcript has 2 exons.
UUUCUUUUUUAUCAAAAAUGGUUGCGCUUCCGGCUGUCAUUGUGGCAUUAUUGACUAGCCGCUGCGAGAUCGCAGUCUAUCCUCAUCGUGUGUUUUUCUGUGUUGUUUAACAAAUAUCAAUUUUGAAUUGUUAAUUGACAGAAAGGUCUUGUAUGAUGGCGCUGUUUAUUCUGUACGAACACGCCGCUGGUUAUGCCGUGUUUAGCGUCAAGGAAUUUGAAGAGAUUUCCAUGCUGCUGCCCCAAGUAGAACAAUCUGUGACAGAUAUAUCUCGUUUCAAUUCCAUUGUUAAGUUAAUUGGAUUUUCUCCUUUCAAAACUGCUGUCGCAGCUUUGGAAAAUGUGAAUGCUAUAUCGGAAGGCAUCGUUCCCGAUGACUUGUCGGUAUUUCUAGACAGUGUGCUACCUAAACAGUCGAAAUCGAAUAAAUUCACGCUUGGCGUUGCUGACCCGAAGUUAGGUGCUGCUCUUGCUGAAGCCACAGGCAUCCAGUGUUCUCACAUUGGAGCAGUUCCGGAAGUACUGAGAGGAAUUCGUCAUCAUUUUCCCAAACUUGUCAAGGGAUUUUCUGACAAGAGUGCUGGUAUAGCUCAGCUGGGUCUCGGCCACAGUUACUCGCGUUGUAAAGUCAAAUUCAAUGUUCACCGUUCCGACAACAUGAUUAUACAGUCGAUCGCCUUGUUAGACCAGCUGGAUAAAGAUAUUAACACAUUUUCUAUGAGAAUCCGAGAAUGGUAUUCUUAUCACUUCCCAGAGCUGGUCAAGAUUGUUCCCGAUAAUUAUUUAUUUGCAAAAGUAGCCCAUUAUAUAAAAGACCGCAAAUCUCUGAAUCAGGAAAGUUUGGAAGGCCUAGAGGAGAUUGUAAUGGACUCGGAGAAAGCCCAGGCUAUCAUAGACGCAUCCAAAAUGUCUAUGGGGAUGGAUAUUUCGGUAAUCGAUUUGUUAAACAUAGAAAUGUUCGCCAAACGAGUUGUCCACCUGUCAGAAUACCGGCAGCAAUUGGCAGAAUAUUUACACUCGAAAAUGACCAAUGUAGCCCCCAAUCUGCAGUCGCUGAUUGGAGAUCAAGUUGGAGCCAGGCUUAUUUCGAAAGCAGGUAGCCUUACGAACCUCGCCAAGUAUCCUGCAUCGACGGUACAAAUUUUGGGCGCAGAGAAAGCCUUGUUCCGUGCUUUGAAGACCAAAAGCAAUACCCCCAAAUACGGCCUUUUAUUCAACUCUUCAUUUAUUGGAAGAGCCAAUGCUAAAAACAAGGGUCGCAUUUCACGCUUUCUGGCAAACAAGUGCUCAAUUGCGUCCAGGAUCGAUUGUUUUACCGAAAAUCCCAAUAACGUUUUCGGUGAAGCACUCAAACAGCAAGUUGAAGACCGUCUGAAAUUCUACGAAUCUGGCGAGACGCCACGGAAGAACUUAGAGGUGAUGAAGGAGGCAAUAGAAGCUGCUGCCCAAAUCAGUAGUGUCGAACAGCAGAUUGCCAAAAAAAAGAAGAAAAACAAGAAACGCAAACAUGAGGGUGAAAAUACUAAUGGAGAUGCAAACGAAACACUAGAUACAUCCGCCAAUGGCAACAGUACUCUUGCUGAAGCAGAACCAGAGGCAGAUGGCGAACCUAAGAAAAAGAAAAAGAAGAAGAAAAACAAGAAAGAAGUCGAAAACUAAAAAAAUCUUCAACAGUUUAUUAUAGUUUAGUCCUAUUCCGAUUAUAAGACGUUUAUAUAUAAAUUUUCUUCAUUUCUCAAUAAACUACUAAAAAUGAU